AAGGGCUUUCCAGUAACAACCCUAAACAUGAAGAAACAAAAACCCAAUUCUGAUUGAUACACCCAAAGACCUUCUGCAACGGCAAAUUGCAUCUUGAAACCACGUCAAUGGCACCCCUUUCUUCUUCUUCUUCUUCAUCUUUCUCCAAAACCCAAUUCACAACAACCCUAAUCACCCUCCUCAUACUCCUCACUUGUACCUUCAAUCCCAACGUACAAGCCCUCAAAGCACCAAUUCAUCCACAAGACAUACUCCCACUUUUACCCCAUCAAAUUUCAUGGCCCCUUCUCAACUCUCUCCGGGGCGCCGCCGAUCUCCUCCCCAGUUUCGUCGGCGCCGCCGCCGUCGCCAAUAACUCCGAUUUGCAUUGGAAAGGCUCUUGUUUUUAUGACAAUACUGCCUGGUUAGAGCUUCAUAAUAAAACUGGUAGUCAGUUUGGUGGAGGCACUCUUCAUCUUAAAGUAAGCAGUGCACACAGUUGGACAUGUAUGGAUAUUUAUCUAUUUGCGACUCCGUAUCGUGUGACAUGGGACUAUUAUUUUCUAUCCCGUGAGCAUACACUCGAGUUUGACGAAUGGAGCGGGAAAGCUGAGUACGAAUAUGUAAAACGUAAAGGAGUUGCAAUUUUCCUCAUGGAAGCAGGAAUGAUAGGAACCCUACAGGCAUUAUGGGAGGUCUUCCCUUUAUUCACAAAUACGGGUUGGGGGGAGAAUUCUAAUCUUGCUUUUCUCAAGAAACAUAUGGGAGCUAAUUUCGAGGUGCGGCCCGAACCGUGGGUAACAAACAUAACCGAAGACGAUAUUCAUUCGGGGGACUUCCUUGCCAUAUCGAAAAUACGUGGUAGAUGGGGCGGGUUUGAGACCCUCGAAAAAUGGGUAUCCGGGGCAUACGCGGGUCACUCUGCUGUUUGCUUGAGGGACCCACAAGGAAAACUAUGGGUUGGUGAAUCUGGACAUGAAGAUGAAGAGGGUCAAGAUGUUAUUGCUUUGUUGCCAUGGGAUGAGUGGUGGGAUUUUGAGUUGACUAAAGAUGAUGCGAAUCCACAUAUUGCUUUGCUUCCUUUGCAUCCAGAUCUACGGUCUAGAUUUAACGAAACUGCUGCUUGGGAGUAUGCACAAAGUAUGGUCGGGUUGCCGUAUGGUUAUCAUAAUUUGAUAUUUAGUUGGAUAGAUACCGUCAGUGAUAAUUAUCCACCACCUUUGGAUGCUAAUCUGGUUGCAUCUGUUAUGACUGUGUGGGAUCAAAUGCAGCCUGCAUAUGCGGCUAAUAUGUGGAAUGAAGCCUUGAAUAAACGGCUUGGUACUCAGGGGCUUGAACUAGCUGAGAUUUUAGUGGAAGUUGAAAGACGUGGUUCGUCUUUUGCUGAAUUACUAACUAUACCCGAACAAGAUGAUUGGGUAUACGCUGAUGGAAAGUCAACCUCUUGUGUUGCUUUCGUCCUUGAAAUGUAUAAAGAAGCGGGACUCUUUGGAGAACUUGCAGACCAAAUUCAAGUUACCGAGUUCACAAUAAAGGAUGCAUACACGCUUAACUUUUACGAAAACAAUUCAAGCCGGCUGCCAAAGUGGUGUAAUGAAGGGGACACGGUUGAACUUCCAUUUUGUCAAAUUAAAGGAAAAUAUCGAAUGGAGUUACCUGGAUACAAUACCAUUGAACCGUACCCGCAUAUGACCGAAAGAUGCCCAUCACUACCCCCAGAUUAUUCAAGACCCCAGUACUGCUGAAUCUAUACACUUAUAGGAAUAGUUCUUGGAUAAUGGUGAAGGUUAUGUUUAGACAACGUACCACGAAUUAUUACUUGUAUAUAUGUAGAUCACUAGAUCGUUUAUGGUAAUUUUACAGACGGACAUACGCUUGUAAAUUGUAAUGAAUCUUAUGUUCAACCGUCUCGACUAAUGAAUGAGAUGUCUGCAUUUUGAUGA
Helianthus annuus (common sunflower) is the source of this 1922-nucleotide messenger RNA. RefSeq lists its product as uncharacterized. The transcript has 7 exons. Bases 108 to 1724 code for a protein of 538 amino acids. The record is from RefSeq and is a predicted model, not a curated record. Lineage: Eukaryota; Viridiplantae; Streptophyta; Magnoliopsida; Asterales; Asteraceae.